Messenger RNA from Betta splendens (Siamese fighting fish), 1826 nucleotides. It is a transcript of the gene cxcr4b, whose product is annotated as chemokine (C-X-C motif), receptor 4b. Gene Ontology annotation, cellular component: membrane. Lineage: Eukaryota; Metazoa; Chordata; Actinopteri; Anabantiformes; Osphronemidae. Gene Ontology annotation, molecular function: chemokine receptor activity. The transcript is spliced from 2 exons. Gene Ontology annotation, biological process: brain development; immune response; G protein-coupled receptor signaling pathway. The record is from RefSeq and is a predicted model, not a curated record. Bases 142 to 1287 code for a protein of 381 amino acids.
GGAGGGCUCCGCGGCACCGGCGAUACUUAACGAGGCGCUUUGACGCACACUGCGGACUGAUCGCUCUUCCUCCGCAGACAGACGCGCACCACGCACGGAGCGCACAGAACGCACGCGGGCUCGUUCCGUCCACGCUUAACAAUGCAGUCAAACAUUGAGUAUGAUUUUGCAUUUGAGUUGUACGACAACACCAGUGACAACGUGUCUGACGACUCCGGCUCUGGAGAGUUGGACCUGAACCAAGUGGAGCCGUGCAAUGCACUGGGCAGCGACUUCAACAAGAUCUUCCUUCCUGCCGUUUACGGGGUAAUAUUCAUCCUGGGAAUCGUGGGCAACGGACUGGUCGUCGUCGUCAUGGGCUACCAGAAAAAGGUCAAAACCAUGACCGACAAGUACCGGCUCCAUCUCUCCGUGGCCGACCUCCUGUUCGUCCUCACGCUUCCCUUCUGGGCCGUGGACGCGGCCAAGACCUGGUACUUCGGGAACUUCCUCUGCGUGUCCGUGCACAUGAUCUACACGGUCAACCUGUACAGCAGCGUGCUGAUCCUGGCCUUCAUCAGCCUGGACCGCUACUUGGCAGUGGUGCGGGCCACGAACAGUCAGGCCACGAGGAAGCUGCUCGCCAGCAGGGUGAUCUAUGUUGGCGUGUGGCUGCCUGCCGCCGUGCUCACCGUCCCUGACAUGGUGUUUGCCAGGGAGCACAACACAGACUCUCAGAAUUUCCUCUUCAAGGAUGAAAGCAUGCAGGCUGCCGACUCCAGGACGAUCUGCCAGCGCAUUUACCCACAGGAGACCAGCCUCAUAUGGACAGUGGCCUUCCGCUUCCAGCACAUCCUGGUGGGCUUCGUCCUGCCCGGCCUCGUCAUCCUCAUCUGUUACUGCAUCAUUAUUGCCAAGCUGUCGCGCGGCACCAAGGGCCAGCUGCUGAAGAAGAAGGCCUUGAAGACCACGGUCAUCCUCAUCCUGUGCUUCUUCUCCUGCUGGCUCCCCUACUGCGUCGGCAUCUUCCUGGACACUGUGUUCAUGCUGAAUGUCGUGCGCCCGUCAUGCGAGCUGCAGCAGGCGGUGGAGAAGUGGAUUUCUGUCACCGAGGCGCUGGCCUAUUUUCACUGCUGCCUGAACCCCAUCCUCUACGCUUUCCUGGGAGUUAAGUUUAAGAAAAGUGCCAAGAGCGCCCUGACACCCAGCAGCAAAUCGAGUCAGAGGGCGACUCUCAUGACAAGAAAGCGAGGGCCAAUUUCAUCUGUGUCCACUGAGUCUGAGUCAUCGAGUGUUUUGUCGAGUUAACAAACAUUUGGCCUCAGCGACUGUGACUGGAUCCUUUUAAGCUUUAAUUUGGAAGAACUACAUUUUGUACAGAUGUUAAAAACAGACUUUUUUAUACGUUUGAACCGUUCGCCUUGUUUACUGCAGUCGAGUCCUGUGGGGGCUUUUUGGUUGCAAUUUGUGUAAGUUUUUUAUUCCUCAGAGCAGAUUGCAUCCUCAGGCACUGCCUCAUUUCCAUUCAUUCAGCUUUACAAUCAAGGUCAAUUUGCCUGUUUUCAUCUUUACAACGUGUGUUGCUUUACCAAAGCUCAGCCAUGUACUGGUCCUUUCCUCUUCUCAAGGCUCAGUAGCUGCUUUUGGAAAUCUGUAAAUAGUUGGUAGCAUUUUGUGUGUUCGCACUUACGUUGUGUGAUUUUUAUUUUCGCCGAAAGCUGUUAUUUAUUGUCGUCAAUUACACUGGAAGUUUUGUAAUAUAAUGUGCAUGCUGCUUCUUUUAUCGUUUUGUUGUUGUUUUGUAUUGGGUUUUUUUGUAUGGAAAAAUUAAAAUUUGAGUCUUUUAA